AUGGCGCUUCAUGGCGCACAACGGUAUGUUGAAGCAAUCGAGGCCUUUCAGAUGAUGCUCGCGAAACUGGCCAGUACUCACAGUAUGCAAAUACGAAAGCUGCGCGACAAGUCUGUCAGUCCCUCUGAAGCAGAAGGUGUCAUUCGAAAGGUCAUAAAUGUCCAGCUUGACUCCGCACCACUUCGCCUGCUCAACACCAACACCGGGCUCUUGUGUGACCGAGAAGCGCAGAUAAGCACCUUCAAGACGACUACAGAGUACAAACAGCUUCUGUUAUCGAUUAUGAAGCAUGCAGACCUCCCAAUGGAGCGCAUCGCAGACCUGGUGGCGAUGUAUUUCCGUUACGUCAUGUUAUCCCAUCGAUGGGGUGAGAAUGAGCCGCUGCUGCACGACAUCCAAGACAAGAUCGUAUACAAGUUGAAUGCAGCCGGUGUCAUGAAGUUACAGUCAUUUUGCAAAGUAGCUCGUCAAGCGGGGUUUCACUGGGCCUGGGUUGACACAUGUUGCAUCGACCAGAAUAACCAUGUCGAGCUCCAAAAGUCACUCAACUCCGCGUUUGCCUGGUAUCAUCGUUCAGCACUCACAGUCGUAUACCUCUCGGAUGUUCCGUCUGCAUCCAAAUCUGGCGCACUAGCUAAGAGUGAAUGGAACACCCGCGGAUGGACCGUCCCGGAAUUCCUCGCUUCUAAAACCAUUCGCUUCUACCAACAGGAUUGGACGCUAUAUCUCGACAACCACUCCCUCAACCACAAGGAAUCUAUGGAGAUCAUGCAUGAGUUGGAGGAUGCGACGGGCAUAGAUGCACGCGCUCUUGUUGCCUUCCAACCGGGGAUGAGAGAUGCCCGAGAGAAACUGCAAUGGGCGUCUUCGCGUGUCACCACUGUACCAGAAGACAUUGCAUACUCAUUGUUUGGUAUAUUCGGCAUCCAACUACCUAUCCUUUAUGGCGAAAAUGCGCAAAAUGCGCUCGGGCGGCUUCUGCAGGAGAUCGUGGCUCGGUCAGGGGACAUCACCGCCCUGGACUGGGUCGGACAACCAUCCGAGUUCAAUAGCUGUCUUCCAGCCGACAUUACCUCCUACGCAGCUCCACCAUGCGCCCCGCCAUACUUAUCUGAAGAUGGGAUCCAGACGGCAGUCUCUUCACUGCAACACACUGUGGCCAUGGAUCAAGCUUCGAAAUUUUACGACCAGCUCGCAAAUUUGAGCUAUCCACGCUUUACGAAUUGCAGGCUCCGUCUGCCUUGCAUCAUAUUUCCUGUCACUGAAGUCAGGCGGAGGGCUGGUACAACCCAAGAGACAUUGUUCACAUACGGAGUCAAGGCAGACGGGCUCGAUGACCUACUGAUCACCACUGACGAGAAGCUGGUACAAUUCUCACGGCUCAGACCAGCUCGACAGACGUUCUUACUUGUCCGUCCUUGGGAUCGUCGCCUCCUUGAGCUACCUGACUUCGUAGAUGAUGCAGAAAGCUUGGGAGGUUGGUCGGAGCCCGAGUCUCUUGACGGCUCGCCUGGAGAAGAGGAGUUGGCUGAUUUGGAGUCUUACUCACAGGCAUUGCGAUUGAUCGCUCGCCUAGGACAGCCGUUUGGCGCAUUUUUGCUUGCCCAACAGCGCACCGGAGAAUACAAGAGGAUCGCAUCGGAUCACGAUAUCAUUGCACAAGUCAAAGAUGUGACAUCUGUGCACAACAUGAUGGACAUCAGGACGCUAGAAAUAUUAUAA
This is a messenger RNA of Suillus subaureus, 1722 nucleotides long. RefSeq names its product heterokaryon incompatibility protein-domain-containing protein. The record is from RefSeq and is a predicted model, not a curated record. Lineage: Eukaryota; Fungi; Basidiomycota; Agaricomycetes; Boletales; Suillaceae. Bases 1 to 1722 code for a protein of 573 amino acids. The transcript has 2 exons.